AUGCCGUUCCACACAGCAUCCUACUGGGGCAAAGCACACCAAAUGUUGCUCCAAGGUUGGCCAGGUUCAAGCACCGCUGUGUAUGUGGUGGCUGUGUUGUUAGUUUUCUUCCUUGCGAUUUUGGCGGAGUGCCUCGCUCAUGUCAACCUCGUUAAAUCAAGCUCGAAUCGAGUAGCGGGAUGUUUGUUCACAGCCGGAAUGCGGGCUGUUCGAGCUGGGAUAGCUUCUAUGGCUAUUCUGGCUGUCAUGUCUUACAAUGCUGGCAUUUUCAUAGCAACCAUUGUUGGACAUGCUGUUGGGUAUGGGGAAACUUAUUUCCCAAAUAAGCACGUGGCUUUUCAAAGCUGUGGUUUGAUUCUGUUCGCUAUUAGUAUUGUUGAAUUGGAAGAGUGA
This is a messenger RNA of Amaranthus tricolor (Joseph's coat), 393 nucleotides long. Its product is annotated as copper transporter 1-like. The coding region runs from base 1 to 393 and encodes 130 amino acids. The record is from RefSeq and is a predicted model, not a curated record. Gene Ontology annotation, biological process: copper ion transmembrane transport; intracellular copper ion homeostasis. NCBI's taxonomy places the organism in Eukaryota, Viridiplantae, Streptophyta, Magnoliopsida, Caryophyllales, Amaranthaceae. Gene Ontology annotation, molecular function: copper ion transmembrane transporter activity. The transcript has 2 exons. Gene Ontology annotation, cellular component: plasma membrane.